This is a messenger RNA of Lucilia sericata (common green bottle fly), 1241 nucleotides long. Its product is annotated as decapping nuclease DXO homolog. The record is from RefSeq and is a predicted model, not a curated record. The transcript has 4 exons. Gene Ontology annotation, molecular function: mRNA 5'-diphosphatase activity. Gene Ontology annotation, cellular component: cytosol; nucleus. The coding region runs from base 87 to 1157 and encodes 356 amino acids. NCBI's taxonomy places the organism in Eukaryota, Metazoa, Arthropoda, Insecta, Diptera, Calliphoridae. Gene Ontology annotation, biological process: nuclear-transcribed mRNA catabolic process; NAD-cap decapping.
UUUUAUUAAUAGUACACUUUUGGCAUCGAAAGCUAUCGCAGAUAAAAAGAAUAUAAUAAUCUCAUAGAUAUUAAACGAAAUAAAAAAUGUUUUUUUAUAAUAUAACACCACAAUCUAUAAAAAAAUAUAAAGAAAAAUCAGUGUUUUUCUCCAAACCUAAAUUGGUUGCAUUCUACGAUUACAAUUACGGAAAAAUAACAACUGCCAAAAGAAUGAACUAUUUUCAAAACCUAAAAUCUAAUAUUUAUCCAAUUAAUUUAAAUGAUGGUUUUGAAAAGUAUAUACCUCGUGAAUCGGCCAUGUACUCAAGGAAUAUAGAUUUAUCACUUAAAUAUGACAUGUCCGUGGCUGGCGAACGCGAUAGUGUUGAAAACAUGGAGAAGACAAAAGUAAUCACUCGUCGUGGAACUUUAGUUUAUAUUAUGCAAUCGUAUUAUUGUAAAAAGUAUUCUGAUGAAUUAAUAAUACGUGUAUCACGCUAUAAUGGUCAUAUAUAUAUGGUAUUGGAAGAAGAGGAUGAAUCAACACAUAAAUUGAUUCCAUAUCAAACGCAUCAUUCUCGUUUGGAGAAAUUGUUAUUUACUGAUUCACCCGGUAAGCCACCAAAUCUUGAUGAACCAUAUGACGAAAACAUUGAACUAGUUGGAGUACACAGAAGUAACUUUGGUAAAUAUGAUAUUAUUUACUCAGGAGAAAUACAAGGAAUCAUUUCCCAAGAUGAAAUUAAAGAUUUUGACGAUUUGGAAGCUCUCAAUGAUUGUCGUUUUGUUUUCUCUAAGCAAAUGUGGAAAAAAUAUAAAAACGAUAACAAGUAUUUAAAAUUCUGGCUGCAAGCAUAUUUAGCUAAUGUUCAAGAUCUCUAUAUCGGCUACAAAAUUAAAGAUAAUAUAAUAGAAGAACCUUUAGAGCAUAAAGUCGCAGGCGAUAUACCUAAUAAUGUUUAUUGGAAACCCUCGGUUUGCACCGGAUUUUUAUAUGAUUUUUUACAACACGUAGAAAAACUCAUGUCUUCUGUCGACUGCUUGAAAACGGUCUACGUUUUUUACUAUAAUCGAGAUGAGAAAAGUUUCAAUUAUGAAAUAUUUAGUGGUGAAACCGAUAAAACUUUUAUAACUAAGGAGUACAUGAAUUAUUGCGACAAAAAUUUUAAGAAUUGAAUUUUUAUUUACAUUUGUAAAUAUAUUUUUACAAAUUCAAACUAAAAACUUUAUAAUUUAUUAAAACAAAAAUAGAUUUUUAAU